Molecule: messenger RNA, 2352 nt
Organism: Komagataella phaffii GS115
Lineage: Eukaryota; Fungi; Ascomycota; Pichiomycetes; Pichiales; Pichiaceae
Product: Oligopeptide transporter
Exons: 1
Coding region: 1-2352 (783 amino acids)
Biological process (GO): transmembrane transport
Molecular function (GO): oligopeptide transmembrane transporter activity
Source: RefSeq, a predicted model, not a curated record
AUGAUAGACGACGAUGAAUUGAAGAGGCCAUUAUUAAACCCUUUGAACGACGAAAACUCUCUGCUAGAACCGUUUGUCAGUAACUAUCAGAGCCUAAAUGAUGUCCAAUCUCACUUUUCAUUUGAUAAGGAUGAUCUUCAAGAUAUACCCAUAACUGUGCAAGAAACAUUGCAAUUGGCGGAUCGCACUCUAGAAUCGGAGUUAGAAGUAGAUCCAAAGGUUUCAUGUAUUACCUUCCGAUAUAUCGUAUUGAGCAUACUAUUUAUUGUACCUGGUGCUAUUAUUGAUACAGUGAAUUCAUACAGAACAACAUCGGCAGAUUUUAGUAUUUUGUUGGUACAGUUGUUAUCAAAUGAGCUUGGAAAAUUAAUGGCUAAAACUCUUCCCAACAGGAGAGUCAAUCUAAGAUGGUUUUCUUUCAGCCUCAACCCAGGACCGUGGUCCACCAGGGAGGCUGUCCUGGUGACUAUAACAGCAGCUUCAGGAGCAACCGGAAACCAAGGCACAGAAUGUAUCUCAUUGGCAAAAAUUUUCUACGAUGAGGAUACUUCUCCAAUAAUAGCGAUACUGUUCAUGUAUUGUAUUGUUUGGGUUGGGUAUUCAUAUGCUGCAAUUGCGAAGUCUUUUGUUCUAUACAAUCCCAAAUUUAUAUGGCCCAAAGCUCUGAUGCAAACAGCUUUGUUCAAAAGUCAGAGCAAGACUGGAAACACAGGUGUGAUGAGGGUCUUUGUCAUCGCAUUGUCUGCUAUGACUCUAUGGCAAUUUUUGCCUGAGUAUCUGUUCCCCAUGACAUCCUCUCUGGCUGUCUUAUGUUGGAUAGCACCGUACAAUGAGACGGCAAACUUCAUUGGAAGCGGAUUGGGUGGAAUGGGAGUUUUAAAUUUUUCUUUGGAUUGGAGUAAUAUAACAUCGACCGUAAUGUUGAGUCCCUAUUGGACAAUAGUGAUUCAAUUCUUAGGGUUUGCUGCUUCCUGUUGGGUUCUGGUCCCCUUCUUCAAGUGGUAUAAAGGUGGGAUAUGGUCUCUAGGUAUCAUGUCUAAUCACCUACUUACUUCCACUGGAGAGGUCUAUCCAACUGAUAAACUAAUCUCUAAGAACUUGACUCUUAACGAAACUGCUUUUAACUUGUACGGCCCCGUUUAUAUGGGAGCUCAAAGAGUUUGGGGCAUAUUUUUUGAUUACGCAGCAUAUUCUAGUGCAAUUGCGUGGAUAGCCAUUUUUGCAUAUAAAGAUGUCAAAUAUCUUCUAAUUCGCUUGAAGGAAAAGCUGACGCAACAAGAAAAGUCAGCAUCAGCAGAUGAUGAACCGUUGUACCAUGCAGGGUUUCCACGUAUUCAUAAAUCUUCAUCUAAAUUUCAUGAUAUCAUCAAUAAGAGAUAUUCUGUUUAUGAGGACAUUCCGAACUCGUGGUUCUUAGCUCUAUUUGGUUUGAGUUUUGUUAUUUUAUCUUCCAUUUUCCUUACCAACUCCUUUUAUUUGCCUUGGAUUCCAUUCAUAAUAGCACUAUUUUUGGGCAGCAUAAUUAUUACUCCAUUGGCCUACCUCUACGCUUUGUCCAACUUUCAACUACCAAUAGGCACAGUGAAUGCACUGUUAUAUGGAUCGAUGGUUCAUGUUUCCAAUGCCCAAGUACACCCAAUCAGCGGAUCAGUAUAUACUGCAAUCGCAGGCAACGCAUGGUACCGAGCUCAGUUUAUGCUACUUGACUGGAAAUUGGGAAUGUACAAUAAUAUUCCUCCCAAAUGUGUAUUUUUCUCUCAGUUGUUUGGCAACUUGAUGGGCGUUCCUUUUAAUUAUCUAGCUUUGAGAUGGGUCGUAGACACAAAGCUUGAUUAUCUUAGGGGCACUAUCAAGGACCCUUUAAACCAAUGGACAGGUCAAGAGCUGGUGAAUUUGAAUACCAAUGUUAUACAGUACGUUCUUCUGGGGCCCCAACGCUUGUUUCAGAACUACAAAAUUCUUCCCUUCGGGUUUUUGUUGGGUCUAUUAGCUCCCCUGGCAAUUUACAAACUUUACAUUUGGGAUACCAAACGUCGGCUUAAAUUUGAUUUAUGGAAUAGCACCAUUUUGUUUUCUACGAUGUCACAUUUUUACGGCAAUAUAAGUACUGGUUACUUGAGCAAGUUUUUACUAGGAACCUUUUCCAUGUUUUACCUCUUCAGAUUCAAACAUCGAUUAUUUUCCAAGUUCAACUACAUUUUAGCCGCAGCAUUUGAUACCGGAUACAACAUCAACGUCAUAAUACUACUUAUCUUAUCUACUGUGACUGCGAAGUUGAUGAAUGAUGAGGGUCAUUUUGUUCAUUGGUGGGGAAACAACAGUCAGAGUGUAGAGAGGUGUUUUGCGUUGUAG